AUUUUUAAAUGCCAAACAAAUAUUACGACUUAGAUUCAAACUAAGCUAAGAUUAAAGGAAGAUAGAGAAUUGUUAUAUAUUGUUAAUUGUUAAUGCUGUUAUUGUUAUAAAAAAUUGCAUAAUAAUUUAUCACUUUUGAUCAAACAUUCAGUUAAAAGGAUUUAUGACAUGGAUUAAUAAAACAGAUUUGGUAUUCUUAUUUUAUAUUACAUUAUAGAGUGAAGGAUAUUUAAAUAUCAUCAGAUGUUUCAAGAAACCUAAAUAUAUGGUAAAACAAAAAGAAAGACAUUGGAAUAUUUGAGAUAUAACAAUGGGUUCAGCUUGUGUGACUGAAUAUCUUCGGAUCUACCAAAAAUAUUAAAUAUAUGGUUAAACAAAAAGAAAGACAUUGGAAUAUUUGAGACGUUACAAUGGGUUCAGCUUGUGUUACUGGAACUAAGGUGGAGAAAGUUUCAAUUCCGGCAGUUAAUGCGGAGAGGGCUCCCCAUCCACUACAGUUGACAAAGAAAGUGUGCCGAUUCUGCUACAUGCGAUAUGACCAAUGUAAAUGUAUUGAUCAGUGUGUGUCAUAUACUCCCCUCGGAAGUAAAUCCGUCGAGGAUUUGAAGUUUGUUUAGAAAGAAAACAUAUUGGGUAAUUUAACCGUAAAUGUGUCGACCAGAAUGUGUCAUAUACAACUCCAAAUAGUAAAUCUGUGGAGGAUUUGAAGUAAAUCUGUGGAGGAUUUGAAGUAAAUCUGUGGAGGAUUUGAAUUUGUUUAGAAAGAAAAAAGUAUUUAAAAAAAAAAACAGUCUUCUGAUAAUUGUAAUUGUAUGGACCAGUGUAUUUCAUAUAUAUGCCCCUCAGGAAUAAAUUUGUUUGUUGCCCCUUGGGAGUAAAUUGGUUCGUUGCCCCUUGGGAGUAGAUCAGUUUGUUAACUAGAAGGCACAAAAAUAUUGAGGAGAUUUUCUACACUCAAUAGAAAAGAAAAUUAAUACUGAUGUAAAAGAACGAGGCAGUUAUUUGACAUUACUUGAGAAAUGUGACAAGCGUAGGAAGAAAGAAUUUUCCUGAGGAGAAUUUGCAUUCAAAAUAUAUUUGUUUACUGCAUACCAUUACUUUCAAGACGUUUUUUUGUCAAAUUGACAAAAUAAAACGUAAUUCUGGAAAUGGGAGCUGGAAAUUCCUGUGGAUCGUCGAAGGAUGUAGAAGAACAAAAACUGGAUUCCACAAGAAAACACUUGCAAAUAGAAAACCUUAUUCUGUGUUCGCUUUGUCUUGAACGGUACAAGGAUCCAAGAAUGCUAAGUUGCCAGCAUACGUUUUGUUUUAACUGCAUCAAAGAACACAUCAGAACCGCUGAACAAAAUCACAUACCUCAAGUUUCAUGUCCGCAGUGUAAAGUCCCAGUAUUAACCACACAAACGCUGAUAAAUUCCCCACCAGAGAAAUGGGAAAGACUUCUACCAAGGAACAUCACAAUAGAAAAAAUUCUCGACAAUUUGCCAACUGAUGAAGAAUAUUGUGAUGUGCAUGCUGAUAAAUUGUACGAAUAUUUCUGUGAAGCAGACAUGAAACUGUGCUGCAGUAGCUGUAUUUUGGAGGAACACAAAAAUUGUAAAAAAGUUACUCCGAUUCUGGAAUUUACCGAUGAUAAUACAAGAUUUAGCGGAGUAUGUAAAAAGCUACUUGCAGAGCUCAAAAAGGCUGUUGGACAUACACAUACAAUGCUAAACCAGUUGAGGAAUAAUGUACGAAAACUUGAAAAGGACAAGGAGUCAGUUUUCAAACAAUUGGAGGAAUUUCGAGCCAGCAUUAUGAACCAUAUUGAGAAUAAUGAGAAAGCAAUUAAGGAAGAAAUAACUGAUAUUCUGAACAACAAGUAUGAUGAAAUUGAAGUUGUUGAAGACUUGGAUGAGAAAUUUAAGGAGUAUGAAGAAAAAUUGAGUGAUCAGUCAAAUUUUGAAGCUGUGCAAAAACUCCGAGCGCUGACAAUUGUUGACCAUUUCAGUAAGGAAGAUUUUGAAGACCUGCAAACAGCUCAAACAAAGAUUAAAACUGUAACUGUUGAGUUUGUUCUUGACAGUAUUAAAAUGGGCAUUGCCAAGAAACAGCUUACUAGUUCUGUGGGACACUUCCUUGUUUAUGAUAGGCCUGUAUAUUAAUAUUUGCAGAACAUUUCUAAGGAAUUUAUAUAAAAAAAUUCACAAUAAUUGAUCAAAAAGUUAUUAUUCAUUGUCAUGGUUGUCCUUCCUUCUGCAGUUUACACUGUUACCAAAUUGUAUGCUGUUUUGUUUUUCAAUAAAAUAUUCCCUUUCCUUCAAAGAUAUCCCUUUUUCUCCUAUACCAUAUGCAAUUUUGUUAAAGUGACACUCUUAUUCAAAAUCAAUACAUAUAUACUAGGAAUGGCAACGAGUACCCGAGUACUCGAGUACUCGAUCGAACGUCCGAGUACUCGAGUACCAAAUCACUACUCGAGUACUCGAAAAAAAAAACAUUUAUAAAAAUCACCAAAAACACGAUUUACAGACAAAAUCUCAGAUCUGGUUAGUUGCCAAGAGGACAAUUUACGGUCCCUCUAAUCCCCGCUGUGUACACAAUUGACCUCAAUCAAUUAGUUGACAGUUGUUGUGAUAGUUGCAAACUGUCAACAACGGACCUCUAUUUCAAAUUAGCACUGAUGUCAAUUAGCGAAGUUUUGAUAGCGGUACUUUCAACUACACAAUUUAUUGUAUACCAAUUAGAGACCUUUCACCAAACAAUGGAGGCUAACGAGCGAAAGAGUAUCGACCAUACGAAAAUUGAUUUCUUAAUGGGUGUAUUUUAACUAUUUUUGCAAUGAUUAUCACAAUUGAUUGGUUGAUAUUUUAAAUCAAGAAUUAUGACUAUUAAUGAGGAAAACAACAAUUAUAAAGUACGAAAAACUAUCAUUUUUAAAAAUAAUAAUUGUAGAGUAAACAACUGAACUUCGUAUUGAAUUUCGUUCACUAUUUUUAUGUAUGCUAUUAAUUUUCGUUCAUUGUAAUUCUGAAUGUUGUUCAUUUCUGCAGUGCAUACUUGUAUAAAAUGAAACGAAAAAGACAAAUUAAAAACCUGAAACAACAUUUGUUUUCUUUUCAUAUCAUUUUUUGUUAAAAUAUGUAAUGAAAGUUUACUUUAAAGGUGAAAAUGACCAAUAAUACGACCAACGCACAAUAUACAACGAUACAGUACAUGUAUACACAAUCUUGUCUGCGAACACAUAUUCAAUUUUUCCGAGUACCCGAGUACUCGAUCGAACGAUCGUCCGAGUACUCCAGUAUUAAUUUAACUACUCGAUGCCAUCCCUAAUAUAUACACAUGUAUAACAUGUAUAACAAACAUAAAUGUUGAGUGAUAAACCUUUAACUACUUACUAAGUAAUGCAUUUAGGGAGGAUAUGAAUUACUGAAAACAAGAUUGAAAACUUGUAUUUAAUAGCUGAAAACAUAAAAAUAUUAAAUGAUUGGUGAAUGGAAAAAGAUUUACUGUGAUCUACUAUAGUCUCAUAACGUAGAAAUACCGUCUUUUAUGCACAUAUUUUUUUUUUUCAUCCUUUUUGGAAUAUUAAAACAAAAGUUUUAAAUGUGGAAAAUCUUACGUAGGAAUAAGAGUGCAUCUUUAAAAAAACCCUCGUAAUCAUGAAUUAUUUAUGAGGCAGUUUCAUUGGUUUCUCAAUGAAACCUCUCUCCAGAAAUCUGACUCUCAAAUAUGCACAUACACUUAUACUUAUGUUUUUCCAUAGAAAAUAUAUUCUGUUAAAAGCUCAAAUUGAUCUUGGUCUUAUUGAUCUAUACAAAUUUUAAUCUAGCCACUUAGACCACUUGCAUGUGGAGACAACUGACAGUACAGAUUUAUUGAAGAGUAUUUCAUUAUAAGAAGAGUUGUCUCCCCUGUCGCAUGCAUAUUCAUAUAAACAACAUUUCGUCAGUCAAUUUUCCCCCAGUUGUUUAUGAAGUGUAACAUAAGAAACGAAAGUACCGAGGUUGCCAACUUAAGUUAAAUAAGUGGAUAUUAACAAGGGGCAGCUGAUGCAGCCACUUCUCUUUGAAGGAAAGGAAUAGAUUUGAUAUGUAUUCAAACUCAAUAGUAAUUAUAGCACUGUUUAUGAAGUUGAGAAAAUACUCAAGAAAUAAGCAACAGCUUUGUUCAAGAAAAUAAA
Mya arenaria is the source of this 4159-nucleotide messenger RNA. Its product is annotated as tripartite motif-containing protein 65-like. Gene Ontology annotation, molecular function: zinc ion binding. The record is from RefSeq and is a predicted model, not a curated record. The coding region runs from base 1149 to 2144 and encodes 331 amino acids. NCBI's taxonomy places the organism in Eukaryota, Metazoa, Mollusca, Bivalvia, Myida, Myidae. The transcript has a single exon.